Messenger RNA from Lycium barbarum (goji berry), 1029 nucleotides. RefSeq lists its product as uncharacterized. The record is from RefSeq and is a predicted model, not a curated record. The coding region runs from base 203 to 871 and encodes 222 amino acids. Gene Ontology annotation, molecular function: protein binding. The transcript has 2 exons. NCBI's taxonomy places the organism in Eukaryota, Viridiplantae, Streptophyta, Magnoliopsida, Solanales, Solanaceae.
AUAUUUGGCUUUUAUGGCCAAACGCCUAAAGGUACAAAUACUAAUUGCAGAAAGUACUACACCUAACAAACAACUCCGGCCUGCAAUUCAUUAAAUAACUAAACUUUUACUUCCAUGGGACUCAUAAAAACUAAAGCUAGCAGCAACAAUAACCUCAAAACCCAAUCUCAAAUCCUCAAGAAAACCCAAAAACCGAUUAACCAUGGAUUUCUCGGACAACAACAUGUGGCGUGAUCUUCUACUUCAAGCAACCCUAAUUCUCGUAACAAUCUUCAUGUUCCUUUUCAUGUACAACAUCCCCCAGAAAUUCUUCAAGAAGCUUCGAUUUCGUAACCGGGCCGAUAUGCAAGCGAAACGCCAUUUCGUAAAAGGAGCUCAGCUUCUUUCUCAAGCUAAAUCAACAGCUGCUAAGGAUCGAACGGCUGCUGAUUCACUUGCCAAAUCUGCUGAAGCACAAGCUGAUUUGGCGAUAGCGUUAGAUCCUAAAGAUGCUGCUGCUCACAUACUCAAGGCUUUGGCUCUCGAUUUACAGGGAUUCAAGACGUCGGCACUUGAUUCCAUCGACGUGGCACUAUCGCCGCUUGCCGUGAAGUCAUUAUCAGAGCCGGAGAGAGCUGACGCGUUGUUUAAGCGAGCUGAGUUGAGACUCGCGGUGAGUCGACGCGGACAGGUUGACUCAGUGAUUGAGGAUUUGGCACUGUCUGUUAAGUUGAAGGGGGAUAACGUCAAGGCAUUUUGUUUGUUGGGUGAUUGUUAUGAGAAAAAGGGCUUGAAGGAUGAGGCCCAAAAGGCUUAUCAGGAAGCCCAAAAUGUUCAGCCCAAUUUUGCUCCUGCGAGAGAGGCACUUGAUCGCUUGAAUUCCGAGUCUUGAGGAUUGUUUGGUAGGGUGUAUAAGAAUAAUGUUGAAUAGAUGUAUUAGUAAUGCUGGUGUUAGUAAUAUCGAGAUUAGUAUACUGACAUUAGUUAUGUUGAGAUUAUUUCUUAUCCACCGUUUGAUUUGAUAUAUUAAAAAUAAUUUGCAUUGCAUAA